Molecule: messenger RNA, 2563 nt
Organism: Gadus macrocephalus (Pacific cod)
Lineage: Eukaryota; Metazoa; Chordata; Actinopteri; Gadiformes; Gadidae
Product: ankyrin repeat domain-containing protein 61-like
Exons: 3
Coding region: 915-1871 (318 amino acids)
Molecular function (GO): protein binding
Source: RefSeq, a predicted model, not a curated record
GACUGGAAUGCAGACACAAAACGUACCAUAAAAAAAAGAAGCGUUAAUAAUGCAAUUUACGAUAUUUCAAAACUCGUGAUUAAGAUUACCUGGACACAUCUGUAUACAAUACUUUUUCUUUAUACUUUAUUGUGUUCAUUUAUUUAUUUUUUUGUAACUUAGGACAAUCAUAGUUUGUAAUUUCCAUUUCUGAAGAACACAUUGUCUUUCUUUUCCCCCCUGUAAACAAUACCGAUCAAUACUGGCAGCGAUUUCAAUCAUGUCAUCAAUAAAAAAAUGCCGGACAGCCGGUACCUAUCUCUUUGUUGACAAGAAUCUUAAGAUCAGUCCCUUUCUCUCACGCCAACCAGUUGGACGAGCUAUGCUAAUUUGCAUUUUUGAAGAGCGCUCUCAAGGCUUACUUCUCCGCUUGUCUAUUUGUGUUGUUUUCUAGAUGAGUUUUUUCCCGGGGUGGUUGUGGUUUAACACUGCUGUGGUUUUUAAAUGCAGAAGUCUAACACGUGAUGCAUUUGUCGCAACUGAUAACUUUUUUGAUCGUGUUACACUUACGCCCACAACCGGAUAUUUCAGAGAUGACAAGCAGACGCUGAAUGUGACUUAUGGCUGAAUGAUUUCCUUGCUGAGGCAGGCCUGGUACGAACCAACAGCCGGAGAGAAACCCGGAGAUGAUCGUUAUUUCUACGCCAUUAAACAAUGGCCCAAGACAUGCAACGCAACGGCUACUCUUUUACCCCGGGACAUGGUACCCUUGUCAGCAUAUCAAUUAGGGACGAGGAUCCAGACCGGUCUUCAGAAAGACAGUGAAGGAUACACCGCCCUGCACUCUGCGAUUUUAACUUGGGGCCAUCACCUUAGAAUUUGUCCCAAACCAAAUCCUGGAUUCAAGACUACCCUGAGUGACGUUUUUGCCCAGGAUGAGCUCUGCCUCUGCAGACUCUGUGAUCAGGGCGUCAACAUCAACGCUAGGGUACAACUUUGUCGAUUCAUUUCAAAUAUUACAGAAAUAUUGUAAUUGCUUUUUAAAUGCAGUUUUGGUCCCGUUUCUACAGAGUGGCGACAGUAGCAGUCAGACUGCCCUCCACCUGGCUGUUCGCUAUGGGGUGCUGCCUGCAGUAGCCAUCCUGGCCAGCUACGGCGCUGAUGUCAACGCAGAGGACAGUAGUGGGAUGACCCCGCUGCACGUGGCCAGCGGAACUCUCCAGAAAGACAUCGCAUCUAGCCUCAUUAAGCUGGGAGCGGACAUCAACGCUGUAAGCAGAUGGACAGGGAACACCCCCUUGCACUUGGCCACCACGGCUGUAGCCGUACGGGACCACCGAGGCCCGGCGUCCACCGGCCUGGGCUGUGUCGCGGAGCUCCUGCGUCACAGGGCCGACCCCGAGGUGGCCAACCGAGCCGACCUGACGCCCCUGCAGGAGGCCUGCGUCUACGGCCAGGAGGAGCUGGUGGACGUGCUGCUGUCGCACGGCGCCGACCUCAACCGGAGGACCGGCGCGGGCGAGGGCUGCCUCCUCCUGUUCCUGGACCGCCCGGUGAACGUGCGGCGGGCGGGGAGCCUGCUGUCAAAGCUCCUCUGCCUGACCCGACCGUCGGGCCUCUCCGUGCGGGACGGCAGCGGACGCCUGCCCGCCGUGCUGAUGAGGCCGUGCUACGCCGCGCAGAGAGACCGCCUCCUGGCUCUAAGCCGGCGGCCCAAGAGCCUCAAGGACCUGUGCAAGAACCGGGUGUACCUGAGCCCUGCGCACGCCGGCAGAGAGCAGCUGAGGGACGUCCUGCCCGACGCGAUUUUCGAUUUUGUAUUCAACCGCUGGGACGCUCCCGGCGACGUCUCGUUCAGCAUGGAGGAGGACGACGGCGAGUGCCUUGGAUAGCUGGGCGACAACCUAACCACUAAAGAACUGCUAUGAAAAACCAUUGCCUACUGAGCCGCCACCGCUGUGCACAUGGAUGAACGCACACGUCUGACUUUCCACCGCAACUUUACUUGUCGUCUUUUUAGGAGGGGGGUUAUUUCCAGGGAGAGUGUUACCUUGAGGUCUCUGUGCAUCAUUCCCUUGGAGUGAAUGUAUUCCACACCUUCCAGUGUUUUCCGAAGCAAGCAGAGUGUGUGUUCCACAUCCACCAAGGCAUAGGGACCUGGGGAUGCAAAACCACACACGCACACACACACACACACACAGACACACACACAAACAAUUAAAACAUGCUUCUGUACCAACUCAAUUCUUUUGUGCCUGAAAAAGUGGGUCAUGGAUGAGUGCGAGAGCGAGUGAGUGUAUGAGUGAGUGAGUGAGUGAGUGACUUGAGGUAUUUGUGCCCGUGAUUUACAUUUUGAGGAGAGCUCCUCUGAAGGCCGAGAAUUCCUUUCCGAUAUCCAGUCCUUCAGGGAUCGCUCACAGAGCUGCAUCUGUAUGUAGAGCAUCAGGUGGAACUGUACCUACACACAAACACACACGCCUCCACAUGAAUCCGGAAAUAAAAGAAAAUACUUUCUACUUUUUUUUGAGGAACGGAGAAGAAAGUUCCUCCUCACAAUACCAAAUUGUUUCUCUAAUUUGUUUUU